AUGUAUGUGAAAUGCUUUGAUACAGUAAUGUUUUACUAUGUGAUUUUAGUGAUUUUAGUGAAUGUCACUUUUUGUAAUUUUCAAAUUUCUGUCCCCCAUAUGUCCCGACGCUCGCAGGGGACGGAACCCAGAUGACAGAUGCCGGCAUCCGCCAGAUUACAUUGCCGGGGACACUGCAGGAGGGACAUCACGGGGCGCAGGACAAGGUAAGUGAUCGAGGGAUCGCGGAGCAGCGCCGCAUGGUAAGCCCGAGUGUAGCUCGGGGUUACCGCUUGUGCUACACUCGGGAAUACUGCCAGAGAGGUUAAGUAA
Staurois parvus is the source of this 312-nucleotide messenger RNA. Lineage: Eukaryota; Metazoa; Chordata; Amphibia; Anura; Ranidae. The record is from the annotation of a GenBank genome assembly.